GCGUACAGUCAUUGUCCAUAACCUGUAUAUCUGUCAGAUACUUUCUGAUGGGCUAUCAAUAAUCAGAUUCUAAUUCGAGCUGCAUUCGUGUUUAGCUACUGCUGGCACUUGGGAAGUAAUUUCAACGUAUCGCUGAACCUAAUACACAUCACGAAUGUCUUACAAUUAUGAGGAAUUGUCCUGGUCGGAUGUUAAAGACAUGCUGCGAAAGUGGCGAGAGACCACCGACCGAAAAAGUGAGAGCAUAGUUCAGCUAUGGGAGGCUGUGCUGGAGGAAAAGAUGGGCAAAUUGGGGAAUGAACGACAUAUUAUCCUGGAACAAGUGGUGAUUGCUGCAUUGGACUGUGGCCGCAUGGACAUUGCCGAUAAGUGCAUGAAGGAGUUGAUAGCAGAGUUUCCGGAUAGUAUGCGAGUUCAUAGGCUGAAGGCUAUGCGUUUCGAGAUGUUAGAGAGCUACGAUAAGGCUCUAGAAAUUUUGGAUGGUAUUAUUAAGAAGGACGAGACGAACCCAUCGGCGAGGAAGCGCAAAGUUGCCAUUCUGAAAGCGAAGGGAAUGAACUUGGAGGCUAUAGCUGAAAUAUGUGAUUAUCUGACAAAAUUCAUGUCGGAUCAAGAGGCUUGGCAUGAACUUUGCAAUCUUUACCUGCAAGAAGCCGAUUUUGAAAAAGCCGUUUUUUGUAUGGAAGAACUACUUCUCCACAAUCCCCACAGUUAUUUAUUGCAUUUACGGAUAGCCGACAUUCGUUAUACUAUGGGUGGCACAGAAAACAUGGAGACAGCUAAAUCGUAUUAUUUGUAUGCAAUUAAGUUGAACCCUACCAAUCUUCGUGCCCUUUAUGGAUUAUACUUGUGCUGUCUGCAUAUCACGAACUCGAAAACCGUUCUCGCAAAACGUAAGGAGGCACAAACUCUUGGACAAUGGGCACUAACACAAAUUUCUGAAAAGAAUUCCAAACGUAAAUCAAAAACUAGCAAUAAAUAUAUUGCAGCUUUAGAUUCUGCAUUUGCCAAUAUGGACAUAAAAGGAAAAUAGUUUUAUUUCAGGGUUUUCAUGUUUUAAAUGUUUUAUGAAAAUAUUGUAUUCCAUUACCAAAUAUAGCGGGUUACUAUAAUAAA
Molecule: messenger RNA, 1116 nt
Organism: Hermetia illucens (black soldier fly)
Lineage: Eukaryota; Metazoa; Arthropoda; Insecta; Diptera; Stratiomyidae
Product: ER membrane protein complex subunit 2-like
Exons: 5
Coding region: 155-1033 (292 amino acids)
Biological process (GO): protein folding in endoplasmic reticulum
Cellular component (GO): EMC complex
Molecular function (GO): protein binding
Source: RefSeq, a predicted model, not a curated record